ACUCCCACUUCCGGUGACUAACCGCUAUGUCUUAGAAAAAAAACACAAUCCGCUACUCAGUGCAACUCGAGACAAAUUCCCGACUUCGAGGGGGUUUAGCGUCUUUGUCCUGUCGUGGGGCUCGCGGAGACAUGGCCGAGCGCAGGUAACCUUCCCCGGUAGCCGGACCCGAAGGACGGAACGGAGCAGAUGGAGAGGCCGGUGAGGCUGCUGCUCUUGUCCGAGCUGCGCGUCCGAAACGUCGCACACGAAGUGAGCCUUUGCCGCUCUCUGCUCACCUGGAAGAGGCAGGCCUCCAGCCCGGUGUACCACCCGUUCAGACCCAGUGUGUGUCACAGCGUGCGUGUAUCAGAGAUUAUCAGCAUUCGAGAAGAAGUGGAGGAGAGCAGCAAAGAAGAUGGCAGCUGGAAGAAGAUGAAAGACUGCAGGCGGUCUUUCACAGUGUUUUACGUGGAGAGGUGUCGUCAGCACCGCUGGCGGUGUGCCGAGGUCACCUUCACGUGUCCAGAGGUGGCGCUGUGUCAUCACUGGGUCAGCGUCAUCAGAGAGCAGCUAACAGCUAUCACCAGCAGACCCAAACACCUGCUGGUCUACAUCAACCCAUACGGGGGGAAGCGUCAGGCAAAGCGCAUCUACCAGCAGAAGGUCGCCCCCUUGUUUGCACUCGCCAACAUCAGCGUGCACGUCAUCGUGACAGAGUAUGCCAACCACGCUAGAGACCACCUGAGGGAAGUGGCAGAGCUCAACAAGUUUGAUGGUGUGGUGUGCGUUGGCGGCGAUGGCAUGUUCAGCGAGAUUGUGCACGGCUUGGUCUCCCACACGCAGAAUGAUGGCGGCAUCGACGUGAACUGUCCAGAUGAAACACUCAUCAGCUGCUCACUGCGCAUCGGAAUCAUCCCUGCAGGCUCCACAGACUGCAUCUGCUUCGCCACAGUGGGCACCAACGACCCUGUGACCUCUGCAUUGCACAUCAUAGUGGGUGAUUCUCAGCCGAUGGAUGUAUGCUCGGUUCACCACAACAACUCCUUCCUGCGCUACUCCGUCUCUCUGCUGGGAUACGGUUUCUACGGCGAUGUACUGACAGAUAGCGAGAGGAAGCGAUGGAUGGGCCCGGCCAGAUACGACCUUGCGGGUCUGAAGAUGUUCCUGACUCAUCAUUACUAUGAGGGAACAGUUUCCUACCUGCCAGCCAGCGGCAUCCUGGGAGCACCCAGGGAUGCUUCCAAGUGUCGAUCAGGCUGUUUGGUCUGUCGGGACAACAGGAAGCUUUUGUCAGAGAGAGCUGAGAUGUACGAGACGGAUCAGCUGUCGGACAGUGAAAAUGACGGUGGCUGGCAGACAAUCCGAGGCAAGUUCCUGGCGAUAAACGCCGCCAGUAUGAGCUGUGCUUGUCCUCGCAGUCCCAAAGGCCUAUCCCCUGCUGCCCACCUGGCCGACGGCACCAUGGACCUCAUCCUGGUCAGAAAGUGUUCCCGCUUUAACUUCCUCAGACACCUCUUAAGACACACCAGCAAAGACGACCAGUUUGAUCUGUCCUUUGUGGAGGUACACCGGGUCCGCCGGUUCCGCUUCACUCCCCGCUACUGCCAAAGCGACUCGGACCUGGAGCUGGACCUGCUGGAGAACGGCAAACACCAAAUCUUCAGCCAGAUCUGCCGGGAUCACCCAGCCUGCGGCUGCUCGCCUGCCUUCAGCAACUGGAACUGUGAUGGCGAGAUCCUGAGCCACACGGCCAUCGAUGUCAGAGUGCACUGCCAGCUCAUCAAGCUGUUUGCACGCGGUAUCGAGGAACCUGCCAUGUUUGAUGACCUCACUCUUGCCUCUUCCUUGUAGACCUUAGACCGCAUGGGACUGGCAACACCUCACUCCAUUGUUUUACAUUGUGUGGGUCUGGUUGGUUCUGUUUGUUAAGAACCGUAUUGAUGAGCUCCCAAAUUUCCAAAAGAGAAACUCUACAUGUUACUAGAAAGAACCACUUGCCCCUCAAAACCAGCUAAGUAAAAUUGAGUUUGGAUUUGUAAAUUAAGUCGAAGUCUAAUCUAGUGUUGAAUCCUAAUAUGAGUCAGAUUCCAGUGUAAAUCACAUCUCACAGGAAGUCUGAGUGCAGAGUUGAGGUUGUGUUCAUGGUGUUUUCAUUCCAGUUCAGAUUCUGAAGGCAAUGCUGGGUUUUGUCUUGGACUGGUCUAGACCUGCUGUGCGUUGACUCUGCUCUUCGUCUCUUGUGAUCCUCAUUAGUCUUAUAGGUCAGCAUUUCCUUUUUGGAUCUUUGGACUAUCUAUCAUUUAUGUCAACAUGGCCAGCCACUGCUGUCAAUCAAGUCGUUUGAAAAGGUCAAAACUGAACUCCACUUUUGUAGCGUUUGACUUUGGAGGUUCCACUGUAGUCUUUUGACUUUAGCCGCACAUCAAAGUCACUCUUAAAACAUUUGUAUUUAUUUUAGUCUGUUACGUUUUUCAGAAACAACGAUGUUCAUUAGUCCAAGGGUCGUGCAUUCCUCAAAAGGUCAAGUCCAAACCGUGUCAUGUGACCCGGUGCUGAGUCCACAUGUAGCUUUGGAGUCAGUCUAUGUCCGUUUCAUUCUUGAUAUGCAAAUUAAGUAGAGAAUAGCAAAACCAGAACAAAUGGAACCAUUCGUGAUGCCACUCUCUAGUGACACGUGGUCAUCUACGUGUAGCACAGAUGUUUGAAUGCGUCGUCAUGAUGCUUGACAACCAAUCUCACAGCCACACAAGCCUCAUUUAACCAGUUAGCAUUGUCUUCUGAUGUUCGUGAAGAUGUAAAUGUAGCAUCACCUGAGCUCUUCAUGACUUGGCAUAGAUGAGAUGAUGCGUUUCUACCGAGUGAGCCUGUUUAAACCUAAAUGUUCCUUGUUCUGGGCGGCACGGCGGUCGAGUGGUUAGUGCGCAGACCUCACAGGGUUCGAUUCCACCCUUGGCCAUCUCUGUGUGGAGUUUGCAUGUUCUCCCCGUGCAUGCGUGGGUUUUCUCCGGGUACUCCGGUGUCCUCCCACAUUCCAAAAACAUGCUAGGUUAAUUGGCGACUCCAAAUUGUCCAUAGGUAUGAAUGUGAGUGUGAAUGGUUGUUUGUCUAUAUGUGCCCUGUGAUUGGCUGUCGACCAGUCCAGGGUGUACCCCGCCUCUUGCCCGAAGACAGCUGGGAUAGGCUCCAGCACCCCUGCGACCCUCGUGAGGAAAAAGCGGUAGAAAAUGAAUGAAUGAAUGAAUGUUCCUUGUUCUGAUCCAAACAAAGCAAAAGACCAAGAUGACGUGGAGAUACUGUAUGUACCUUUGCUAGCCUAGAUGUUAUUUUGCAUGUUAGCACAAGCUAAUGCAGCAAACCACUAGUGUGCUAGUCACUUAGUUUGUUAUGCAACUUAAGUUAAAUGGUGGACCCCUCCCAGUAGACCUAUGCAGCCACCAGUGAACCCCCAACUCUCUGCUGUAGCCUCUUCAUGUAGAAAUAAAAAAAA
Molecule: messenger RNA, 3469 nt
Organism: Doryrhamphus excisus (bluestripe pipefish)
Lineage: Eukaryota; Metazoa; Chordata; Actinopteri; Syngnathiformes; Syngnathidae
Product: ceramide kinase-like
Biological process (GO): ceramide metabolic process; phosphorylation
Molecular function (GO): ceramide kinase activity
Source: RefSeq, a predicted model, not a curated record